Molecule: messenger RNA, 707 nt
Organism: Drosophila teissieri
Lineage: Eukaryota; Metazoa; Arthropoda; Insecta; Diptera; Drosophilidae
Product: acylphosphatase-2
Exons: 1
Coding region: 109-441 (110 amino acids)
Molecular function (GO): acylphosphatase activity
Source: RefSeq, a predicted model, not a curated record
UCCUGUAACGAACACUGACAAAAAUCAACUAAAUUUGAACAAGUGGAGUUUCCCUCUCGAUCAACACUAAGUUGGAGUUAUUUCCAGAAAAGACAAAGCGAACUCAACAUGAUGCAGCCAGCGGACCAGAUCUUCUCCUGCGGAUUCGAGCUCUUUGGGCGAGUGCAGGGUGUGUGCCUGCGGAAGCAGACCCGAGAUCUGGCCACAAUGAACCAGGUGCGCGGGUGGGUGAUGAACACGGACGAGGGCACAGUGAAGGGUCAGCUGGAGGGCACCCUGCCCAAGGUCAACGAACUGAAGUUCUGGCUUCUGAAUUUCGGCAGUCCGCGCUCGAUUAUCGAGCGGGCGGACUUCACGCCCACCAAGGAGAUCACUUCGCACAACUUUAGCCGCUUCUCGAUUCGCUACCACAAUGUGUCUGCCCAGAAAAAGGCCAUUUAGUGGAGGAUUCGUAACGUGUACACUACCAAAUUGUAACUGUGUAACAGUGUAUUUGCUGUAACUAUUUGUUUGGACCUUUAAAUUGAGCUGCCUACGAAGUGCUUCUACGAACAUCAUUUAUAAACCUCUAAAAUGAAAAACAGGCUGCCAGCCACUAAUUAAGCCGCACAAAGAAAUGCUCAGCGCAAUUACAUGGAGGCUGGCACAUCCACUAUAUACUUAUUUUGAUAUAUCUACAAAAGUAAAUAUAUGUACAGUGUAUGUGA